AUGGCAGAGGCUCUUGCAGAUAAUUAUACUACAUGCGAGGCAAACACUGCAGACUCUUCUCUAAAUGAUGAAGAGAAAUUUCUAAAUGGGAAUAGUGAAACUAUGAGUAAAGACGAUAAUGAUGAAAAUGGUAGUUAUCCAGAAGAUAUCGAAAGUUAUAACCCGGAUUUUCAAGUUGAAAACGGAAAUCUAUCUGACGAAGAAACUGUUGCAUCUUCUUUCACUCAAAAAUCUCAACCUAAUACAGGGAUUCCCAUUACAAGAACUCAAACUGGUUUCUUUUCUUCUAAAUUGAUUCAACAUAGGAAAAAAAUAGCAUGGAAAUUCAUUUUAUGUAACCUCUUUUUAGCAGUAGUCUGCUUUUCCAUAUUACCAAUAUAUUGGGGUGCCACUUAUCGAACUGCUUCCAACUAUCAUAAACUUAACAUUAUAGCCGUUAUACAAGAGGAUCAACUUAAUAAUAACAAUACUGCCAUACCAUUAAUGACUACUGUAUUUCCAACCCUGAUUCAUUCAGUACCAGGUAAUUGGCAUAUUUAUAAUCAAUCUCAUUUCCAACAAAAAUUUAAUGUUCAAGACCCUUCUCAAAUAAAUGCCAAAAUAAAUCAUUUGGUUCAUGAAGAACAUUAUUGGAUAUCUCUAAAUGUGAAAGCAAACGUUACUGCAGCAUUAAUAGAUUCUUUAUUAAACUCGACUUCACCAAGUUUCAACUCUACAAAUUUUUUUGAAGUCGCCUAUGAAAGUGCAAGAGAUCCUGCCAAUUUGAAAGCUUAUAUAUUACCAUUAGCUCAAGAAGUUGAAACCUUAUAUCGAAACUAUUAUAAUGAAGAAUAUCUACCCACUUUGCUUUCCACUUUAUUAAAUGCAACAAAUAAUGGCGAUAAUAACGCCACUUCAAUAGCGACACAAUUCAACUCAAAAAAUUGGGCGAAUUCAGGUAAGAUGUUAUUCCAAUAUAAUGACUUAGUCUCAUUUGAUAAUAGACUUUUAAUGGCGCCUUUACAAGUUGGUUUAAUCUAUUGUAUAAUCUUAACAGUUUUCCAACUAUCCUUAUUUGGUCCCCUACAUGCAGAAAUGGCGAAAGUCUUAAGACCAAAACAUAUGAUAGUUUAUAGAAUAUUAAUCUCCUGGUGUACCUAUUUUUUCCUUUCUUUGUUCUUCUGCACAAUCUCAGCUAUGUUCCAAGUAGAUUUCACAAGGGCGUUUGGUAAAGGUGGAUUUGUCGUAUAUUGGAUGACAACAUUUUUAACCAUGAUGGCAUUGGGUGGUGCAAAUGAGAAUGUGUUGAGUUUGGUGUUGAUCUUUUUUCCACAAUAUUUAAGUCUGUGGCUAAUUACGUGGAUUAUCACGAAUAUUUCUGUGACUUUUUAUCCUAUGGCUUUAACUAGUUAUUUUUAUAGGUACGGAUAUAUGAUGCCAAUUCAUAAUGCUUUUGAUAUUUAUAAGGUUGUUCUUUUGAACGUGUCAAAGCGGAAGAUGGGGAGAAACUACGGUAUCUUAGUUGCAUGGGUCGUCAUAAAUACUGCUUUGUUCCCAUUUGUUUCAAAGAUUGUGGGUUGGAAAAUUAAGAAAAAUAUGGCUGCUACAGCUUCUCAAGUUAAGAAAUAG
Molecule: messenger RNA, 1608 nt
Organism: Naumovozyma dairenensis CBS 421
Lineage: Eukaryota; Fungi; Ascomycota; Saccharomycetes; Saccharomycetales; Saccharomycetaceae
Gene: SNG1
Product: Sng1p
Exons: 1
Coding region: 1-1608 (535 amino acids)
Cellular component (GO): membrane
Source: RefSeq, a predicted model, not a curated record